AUGAAGGUUUCAUCAAACACUCGUCCAGCAACAAGCUUCAUCUUUGGAGGACACAUCGGCCCACAGACCAAGAACUCACUGGAAAAAGAAGUCCGGAAGAUUGCCAACGGCCCAAAUGGAGGAUGGAUACUCGAUACCCUGGCCAGCAUGCCACGGUACUGGGAGGCCGUGACGGAGAAGAUUCCCGAAGUUGCCAGCACGAUGCAGGGCCCUCGCUUGCUGGCCGACCUUGAAUCGUGGUUUCGAAUCGGUUCUGACUCGGUCGACUCGCUCGCUCCAGACGCGGAGCUCCCAGAUCUUUGGCUCGGGAUUCUGAUGGUGGCCAUUCAGCUGGAUCAGUAUUGGCGCUAUCUGGAGAGUCGACUCGCUGAUAGAGUUGUCGACGACCUACAGGCAGAGCUAAUCAAGGAGGACAAGGUCGAGGCAGUUGGGUUCUGUGCUGGCAUGAUCGCCGCCGUCGCCAUUGCCAGCUCCCACACUCGACAAGAAUUCGAAAAGUACGGCACCGUGGCCUUGCGCAUCGCAGCCCUGAUGGCAGUCCUUGUAGGUGCCACCGAGGAGUGGACCAAAGCGAUGGGUAAAGGCAGGUCAAUCUCGUUGGCCACAGCCUGGAGAACCCGCAAACAGGGCGAUGAUCUGGCGCGCAUCAUCUCGAAGCUGGCUCCCGAUGCCUAUAUAUCUGUUAUCCUAGACGACUCCCGAGCUACGGUGACAGUAUCAGAACGCCUCGCACCAAAGCUGGCCCGGCAGCUCCGAGCAGCUGGUGUCACGGCCAUCCAGCUCGCUUUCAAGGGGCAGCUUCACUCCCCGACAACAGAGCGCGAACGCCUGACCGAAGCCGUGAUCGAAAUGUGCCACUCGAUGUCUGAGCUGCAGUAUCCCGAUGCUGCCCAGCUCGCACUACCCGUCAACCAAGUCUCGGGUCAAGAAACGGGCUUGGUUGGGAUGGUCCUGCGCUCUAUGCUGGUAAAGCAGUUGAACUGGACCACCACCGCUUCGAAGCUGGCGCUGAACAAGGAGGAGCUCUCACGCGUUGAAUUUGGGCUUGACCGACCCCUCCCUCCCCCGGUGGUGCGUGCCUUUGGUGCUAAGCUUGAGUAUAAGGAGGUCAAUGUGCCCAAGCACCGACCACACGACAGGGCCAAAGAGCUUGUCCAUAAUACUGAAUCAGCGCAAGUCGCAGAGCCGCCGAGUCAGGAAGCAGACGAAAAUGCAAUUGCAGUGGUGGGCAUGUCGCUCAAGGUUGCAGGAGCCAACGACCUGGAAGAGUUCCAGCAGAUGCUCAAGACCGGACAGUCGCAGCACCAGCUCAUCACCGACGACCGGAUAACGCCCAACAUGAUUUUCCGCGACAAGGACCCCAACCGGAAGUGGUAUGGAAACUUCGUGCGCGACCCAGAUGCUUUCGACCACAAGUUCUUCAAGAAGAGCCCGCGCGAGUCGAUGGCAAUAGACCCCCAGGGCCGGCUUUCCCUCGAGGCCGCUUAUCAAGCUCUGGAACAGUCUGGAUAUUUCAACGAGCUGGCUAUGACAAGUGCUGCUGAGCAGGAAAGGAAGAAGCACGUUGGGGUCUACGUCGGGCUCUGCUCCUACGAGUACGAUUCCAACGUCCACUGCCAUCCACCCAGCGCCUUUACGACGACGGGGGAGCUCCGAAGUUUUAUUCCCGGCCGGGUCUCGCAUUACUUUGGAUGGACGGGCCCAUCGUUGACCUUUGAUACCGCUUGCUCUUCGUCAACCGUAGCCCUCCACAAUGCCUGCAGAGACUUGCUGUCCGGGGAGGUCCCAGCAGCGCUGUGUGGUGGUGUCAAUGUCUUGACAAGCCUGCAAUGGACGCAAAACUUGGCCGCUGGCAGCUUCAUCAGCCCGACUGGCCAGUGCAAGCCCUUUGACUCUGGUGCAGAUGGGUAUUGUCGAGGCGACGGAAUUGCCUAUGUCUUCCUGAAGAAGCUCUCAACCGCCGUGGCCGAUGGCAAUACUGUCCUGGGGACCAUUCGCUCUACAGGCGUCAACCAGAACCUCAACACCACGCCGCUCUUUGUUCCCAAUGUACCAUCCCUAUCAACGCUCUUUAACGAGGUGAUUCGCAAGGCACGCGUCAACCCACGCGACAUUUCGUUGGUCGAAUGCCACGGUACUGGCACCCCUGUGGGAGAUCCUGCUGAAUGGCAAAGCAUCCGGAAUGCCGUGGCUGGUCCUCAACGUGAUACGGUUCUGCCCAUUGGGUCAGCAAAGGGGCAUGUUGGCCAUACGGAAGGCGCAUCAGGCCUGGUCUCAAUGAUCAAGGUGCUGCUGAUGAUGCGAGGCAACUUCAUCCCUCCACAAGCCAGCUUCAACACCAUGAACCCCGGUAUCCACGCACAGCCCUCGGACAACAUGGAGGUAGUCACGGCCUUGCGGUCGUGGCCCGGAGCCCGGAAGGUGGCUCUGAUCAAUAACUACGGUGCUUGUGGAUCCAACUCAAGCGCGAUCGUUGCUCACUCGGCGCACAAGUCUGCCAAAGCCCCCAUGUCCGGUGGACAACGACUCCCCUUCUGGAUCUCCGGCCUCGAUGCCCGCAGCAUUGCAGCGUACAGCACCGCACUGGCUCCAUACCUCCAGUCACAGCACCAAGCGACGAGUCUCGCCGAUGUAUCGUUCAACAUGAAAUGGCAAUCGAACCCCAGUCUGUCUCAAGGAAUGAUCUUCAGCUGCGGUUCCUUGGACGAGCUCCAGGCCAAGCUUGCUCAGGCAGCCAAGGCUACCAAGGACACAGCCCCCAGUGUCGGCAUUGCGCCCGUGAAGCCUGAGCGACCCGUUAUUCUGUGCUUUGGAGGACAGGUCUCGACAUUCAUUGGACUGAAUCGCGCAGUAUAUGAAGGGGCAGCAGUGUUCAGGCACCAUCUGGAUACCUGCAAUGCCGCCAUUACAUCUCACGGUCUGAAGAGUAUCUAUCCCGACAUCUUCUCCAGCGAGCCAUAUCAGGAUACUAUUAAGUUACAGGCUGCUCUCUUUGCCACGCAAUAUGCCUCGGCCAAGACCUGGAUGGACUGUGGGAUCGCUGACAAGGUGGUCUCUGUGGUGGGCCACAGCUUUGGGGAGAUCACAGCCCUCUGUGUUGCAGGCGUGCUGAGCCUGGAUGACACGGUCAAGUUGAUCGCCGGUCGAGCCAGGUUGGUGCAGACCGCUUGGGGGGCUGACUCCGGUUCCAUGAUGGCCAUCGAAGCCGACAAAGGUUUGGUGCAAGAUCUGCUCCAGGAAUCCAACGCAAAAUCCGACGGAACUGCGGGCAUCGCAUGCUACAACGGCCCUCGCAGCUUCACCGUGGCUGGAUCAACUAAGGCCAUUGACGCAUUUGCCGCCACGCUGCCAGGAAAGGAGGUCAAGAGCAAACGUCUCAACGUCACCAAUGCCUUCCACUCAGCCUUGGUAGAGAGCAUCAUCGACCUUCUGGGGGAGGUUGGGAAGGGAGCCACCUUCCAUGACGCCAUCAUCCCGAUAGAACGAGCCACUGAGCAUGGCGGCGACUCUACGUUGGACUGGACCUUUGUCGGCUCGCACAUGCGCCAGCCGGUCUUCUUCAACCACGCUGUACAGCGACUCGCAGAGAAACAUCCCGAGGCCAUCUUCCUUGAAGCUGGCUCCAAUUCGACCAUCACCGUCAUGGCAUCGCGGGCCCUUGCCAACCCUCAGUCGACGCACCACUUCCAGUCCAUCUCCAUCACUAACACCAACAAUGGCAUCGACAGGCUCACCGAUGCAACGGUCGACCUCUGGAAACAGGGGCUACGGGUGUCUUUCUGGGCCCACCACCGCCUCCAGAAGGACGAGUAUGCGCAGCUCCUCCUGCCGCCUUACCAAUUCGAAAAGGCACGGCACUGGCUCGAGCUCAAAUCGCCAAUCGAGCAAGCCAUGAAGAUUGCUCAAGUCCAGGAUGGAACCAAGACUCAGCAGGAGCACGUCAACCCUAAUUCUCUUGACAUGUGGACCUUCCUGGGCUUCCAGGAGCACAAGAAGAAGACCAAGCUGGCUCGGUUCCGCAUCAACACGUCCUCAGACAAGUAUCAGCGUCUCUUUGCAACCCACUUCAUCGCGAAGACGGCGCCCAUUGCUCCAGCCACGCUCGAGAUUGACAUGGCCAUCGAGACCCUUUUCAGUCUCAAUCCGGAAUGGAGACGUAGUGGUUUCUCGCCGAUAAUCCGCGACAUGCUCAGUCAUUCGCCCAUGUGCGCUGACUCGACGCGGGAGUACUUGCUCGACCUGGAGCCACUCAAUCCAGCCGAAACAGAGUGGCAAUGGACCAUUCACAGCACGGGGGUUUCUUCCACCAACGACAAGCACGCCGAGGGCCGCAUCGCCAUGUACUCAUCAUCCGACCCGGCCGCUCUCCAGGAAUUUGGACGCUGGAAGCGCAUUGUUACAUACGCCCAGUGUCAGGCCGUUCUGGCAUUGGGUCCACACGAUGAGGGUGUGGAGGCCCUCCAAGGGCGCAACGUGUACCGAGCCUUUGAAGAAGUUGUCGAAUUCGGGUCCGUAUACCGCGGCGUGAAGUACAUCGUGGGCCAGGAGAAAGGGGAGAGUGCAGGCAUCGUGCAUAAGCAACACUCCGGUGAUACCUGGCUUGACGUCCCCAAGGCAGACUGCUACGGCCAAAUUGCAGGAAUGUACGUCAAUCUGCUGACAGACAUCCCCGCCAGCGACAUGUUCGUUGCCACCGGCCUCGAGCUGGUGAUGCGCUCGCCAAAAGCUCAGACUGGGACAGAUGGCCGGGAGAAUGGUCCAAAUGUCUGGCAUGUCCUCGCUCGCCACGCACGUCAAGGCGAAAAGGCUUACGUGACCGAUGUCUUUGUCUUCGAUGCCUCGACGGGUGCUCUGGCGGAGGUCAUCCUGGGCCUGCAAUAUGUCCGCGUCCCCAAGGCCACAAUGAGCAAGAUCCUGGCACGAGUGACGACGGACAAGUCAUUUGUGAGAAGCACCGCAACAGCAUCUCUGCCGUUGCCUGACCGUCUUCAGCCUCGUGACGGGCCCAUCACUGCUCCUGCCCCCAAGCUGGCACCUACCAAGGCAAACGUCAAGAAGGCAAAACCUGUCGGUGGCACACGCAAUAUCGCAAAUGAAGUAUGCAAUGUGGUUGCCAACGUUUCCGGCAUCGAGGCCAGCGAAUUGAGCCUCGACAGCGAGAUGGCCGACUUGGGUAUUGAUUCCCUGAUGGCCAUGGAAGUGGCGCGCGAGAUGGAGAACACUUUCCAUUGCACCCUCGACAGCACCGAGACAAUGGUCGCCACCAGCAUUCGUGACUUUGCUUCCUGCGUGUCGAAUGCAUUGGCGAGAUCUGGAGGUCAAGACGCUGACUCGACCAGCACCGAGAGCGAUGAUGUGCUCUCAGACUCGGGGGGUGAAGACACCGACUCUGAUAUCUCGACUCCGGACGACGCCUCGGACAUUACCAGCAAGAGUCACGAUCCGGUGAGUGAUCCACUCACCCCAGCGAUACAAAAUGUUGAUCGUGACGAUGUAGCUGCCCGUGAGGCAGAGGCCCUGCAUUUAGUCGAAGCCUACACGGCCGGCUGGGAGUCGCCGGUACUUGAAGACGCUAUCACCACUGGGUCUAGUGCUGGAGCUGUGGUAAUCGUGACAGGUGCAUCCGGCAGCCUAGGAUCGCACAUUGUUCAAGCCCUCGCCGAGCACCCCGAUGUCGCAAGUGUCGUCUGCAUCAACCGCGCGGUCAAGGACACGCACCCCGACAGCCGACAAGAAGAGGCCCUAUCUUCCAGAGGCAUAACACUGUCGCCAGCUGCCCGCGAAAAACUGCAGGUAUAUGGGACUGAUACUUCAAAGGCCCAGCUCGGUCUCUCGAACCAGGAGUACAACUGGCUGGCCCAACACGGAACGCACAUCAUCCACAACGCGUGGCCCAUGAGCGCUACACGGCCGCUCAAAGCUUUCGAGCCCCAGCUUCAGGUUAUGCGCAACCUGUUGGAUCUGGCGCGCGACAUGGCCCUCGGAGAUGAGCCGCGCAGGAUCGGAUUCCAGUUUAUCUCUUCGAUCGGCGUGACGGGGUUUUCGAACGAGUCGCCCGUCCUCGAGCAGCCCAUGGCAAUGGCUGCGGCGAUACCCAGCGGCUACAAUGAGGCCAAGUGGGCGUGCGAGCGCAUGUUGACCGACACGCUGCGCCGUCACCCGCAGCUUUUCCAGGCAAUGGUGGCCCGGCCUGGCCAGAUUUCUGGAUCAACUGCAAGUGGCUUCUGGAAUCCUGUCGAGCACUUUGCUUUUGUUAUGAAGAGUGCUCAUGCACUGAAGGUGUUUCCUGAUCUGCAGGGUGUGCUACAUUGGCUGCCCGUGGACAAAUCCGCCAGCAUCAUGGUGGAUCUGCUCAAUAUCGGCAGCGGCGAAGACUCAGGAGAGGUCUAUCCGGUCUAUCACGUCGAUAACCCUGUUGGUCAGUCGUGGAAGGAAAUGGUGACGGUUUUGGCGGCAUCUCUGGAUAUCCCACCCCACGGUAUCGUUCCCUUCAGGGAGUGGAUCCAGCGAGUUCGUCAAUCAUCUCUGCCACCAGCGCAGAACCCGGCGUCCAUGGGGCUGGGGUUCCUUGAGAGCCAUUUUGAACGCAUGGCUUGCGGUGGGAUCGUGCUGGACACGCAGCAUUCAAAGGAGCACUCGAAAACUAUGGCUGCGCAAGGGCCAGUGAGUGCUGAGGUGGUUCGGUCGUAUGUCUCGUCUUGGAAGACGAUGGGGUUUCUUCAUCAUUAG
Molecule: messenger RNA, 6729 nt
Organism: Penicillium hordei
Lineage: Eukaryota; Fungi; Ascomycota; Eurotiomycetes; Eurotiales; Aspergillaceae
Product: type I iterative polyketide synthase
Exons: 1
Coding region: 1-6729 (2242 amino acids)
Biological process (GO): secondary metabolite biosynthetic process; fatty acid biosynthetic process
Molecular function (GO): phosphopantetheine binding; fatty acid synthase activity; 3-oxoacyl-[acyl-carrier-protein] synthase activity
Source: RefSeq, a predicted model, not a curated record